CGCUAAAUGCAACAAUUUUUUUAAGACAAGUGUUAUCAUCAUUAUUUUAUUAUCAAUAAUAAUAAUAUAAUGAUUAAUAUUGUGUUUUAAAUAAUAAUGUUAUAAUAAACAUUGAUAUUAUAAUUAUUUAUUUAUAUUAUUUUUUAAAUGAAUAUUAUUUGUUGUAUUAUUAAUAAUAUGUGUGUAAAAAAAAUUAUUUUGGAGUCAGUAUGAGAGUCGCCAUUUUGGAUGAAUACGUUGUUGAAAGAAUCAUUAUAGCGGCAUUAUAAAUUUUUUUAUUUAUAUUUAUAAUUGUUUAUUGUAGAUCAUUGUGAUGAUAUAUUGAUCCUAAUAUAUCAAGUUAAUAUCCAGUAAUGACACAACAAAAUAAACCAAUGAGUUAUUUUCUACAAAACAUACAUAAUGGCUGUCCACAAGUUAUUAAAGUCGUGCAAAGCACGCCAAAUAAAAAUAUAUCAAGUAUCAUGGGAACGACAAAUAGUGGAGGAAUUAAAAUCCUCAAAACAUCUGGUCAAGAUUCACAUCAGGUGUUGUCAUCUGGACAGCAAGUUUUAAGAACAAUUAGUUUGCAGAGUCCAUCAACACCUACACAACGACUUGUUACAAUACCUAUACAACAUGCUAAAGUAUCAGCAGGAAAACCAGUUGAAGGAAUGAUGACAAAAACAAUUCAACUAACACCAGCUCAAAUGAAUGAUAUCAAGCAAGCAAUCGUAUCCCAGCAGCAAACCAGUGGACAACAAAUAAUAAAAGAUGCCAGUGGAAAAACAUUCGUCACACCUAUGAUGGAUCAUUCAAGUAGAAAACGUCAUGAUACUGAUGGCAGUGAUUUUGUUCCAGACAAAAGAAGAAAAACUGAAAAAGUUGGAAAAGGAUUAAGACAUUUUUCAAUGAAAGUUUGUGAAAAAGUUAAAAAAAAAGGUACAACAUCAUAUAACGAAGUUGCUGAUGAGCUAGUUGGUGAAUUUACAAAUCCAGCAAAUGGUAAUACAUUACCAGAUCAACAAUAUGAUCAAAAAAAUAUACGUAGACGUGUUUAUGAUGCAUUAAAUGUAUUAAUGGCUAUGAAUAUAAUAUCAAAAGAAAAAAAAGAAAUAAGAUGGCUUGGUUUACCAACAAAUUCAAUACAAGAAUGUAUAGCACUUGAAAAAGAUAAAAAGAAAAAAAUUGAACGUAUUAAAGCUAAAACACAACAAUUACAUCAAUUAAUAUUACAACAUAUAUCAUUUAAAAAUCUUGUUGAACGUAAUUGUGAAAAUGAAAAUAAAUAUGGACCACCAAAACCAAAUUCAGCAAUACAAUUACCAUUUAUAAUAUUAAAUACAAGUAAAAAAACUGUUGUUGAUUGCAGUAUAACAAAUGAUAAAUCUGAGUACCUGUUCAAUUUUAAUGAUAAGUUUGAAAUACAUGAUGAUAUUGAAGUUCUUAAACGUAUGGGUUUAGCAUUUGGUUUAGAAAAAGGUGAAUGUACAAAUGAAAAUUUAGCUAAAGCUAAAUCAAUGAUUCCUGAAUCAUUACAAAAAUAUGUUGAACAAUUGGCAUCGGGUGAUCUUGAAAAAUUCAUUCCUGUUACAUUAUCUGGAGCAAGUACAUCAAUUGAUGAAAUGGAUAUUAAAUUAGAGGCAAGCUCAAGACCACCAUCAUCAUCACGUACAUCAUUAUCAGAGGAACCGCUAUCACCACACUCAGGGUACUCUGAGGAAGAAGAAGAAGAUAUAGAAGAAUUUGAACACGAUGAACAUGUUGGGAUGGACAGUGAUAUUGAAAUCAACUAGCAUCUUUGCUCGUGAACAAUACAAAAUAAUAAUAAUAAUAAUAAUAUUAAUAAUAUUAAUAAUAAUUAUUAAAAAAGAAAUAAUAACACGAGACAAAACAAAUAAAAAAUAAUAAUAUUAAUAUUAAUAAAAGAGUAAAGAGCACGAGAGAAAAAGAAAAAAAAAAAAAAAGGAUUUUUAUUCGUUAGCCUAUUUUUUUUUUUUUUUUUUUUUUUUUAAAUUGAUUUUUGAUUAUUUUUUUUUUUUCUUAAAUAAAUUAUCAAUUUUUAACUAAAUUGCACGUUUUUUUUAAAUGCUAUAUCAGUGUAGAAUAAAUAAAUUAAUAAUUUAAAAUGAUUAAAAAAUGUAAAGCUAUUAAUAAAUUUUAGGAGAAAAAAAAAAAUUAAUUAUCUUGAAUGAUGAUUUAAUAAUAAUAUGAGAAAAUAAAUAAUAAAUAAAAAUUAUCUGGAUAUGGAAAGAAAAAAUUAAGCCAGAAGUUUUAUUGAUAUUUUUACAUCGCUGUAUUUUUACUUGUGCGUUUUCACUUGAAUAUUUCGAGUAUAAAAAAAAAUAAAUAAAUAAAAUAUAUAUAUUAAUAUUAUGGCUUUACAUUUGACAUAAUGAAUUAAAAUUAAUUUCACUAAUUUUAUUUAAGAAAAUAGUUGUGUAUAAAUAAUUCAUUGAUAUAGCGAAAUAAAAAGUGAAUCCUCCAAUUGGCCAAUUGUCAAAAUAAGAGAUAAAGAGGAAAUUUGGUUAUUGCUUGUAUAAUCAUAAUUGUUUGCUCCAGUUCGUUAUCAAUUAUUUUAAUUUUUAUU
Aphidius gifuensis is the source of this 2569-nucleotide messenger RNA. It is a transcript of the gene Dp, whose product is annotated as transcription factor Dp-1. The transcript has 7 exons. Gene Ontology annotation, molecular function: RNA polymerase II transcription regulatory region sequence-specific DNA binding; DNA-binding transcription factor activity, RNA polymerase II-specific. Gene Ontology annotation, biological process: regulation of cell cycle; regulation of transcription by RNA polymerase II. Bases 354 to 1775 code for a protein of 473 amino acids. Lineage: Eukaryota; Metazoa; Arthropoda; Insecta; Hymenoptera; Braconidae. The record is from RefSeq and is a predicted model, not a curated record. Gene Ontology annotation, cellular component: transcription regulator complex; nucleus.